AUGGUGGCGACAAAAGCACCACCACCAGAUUUGUCCGCCUUGGGCGACAUCCAUGCUCCAGAUAACCCUAUCUCAAGCAACACCAACACUGGCUCAGGCACAGGCACAGGCACACCCGAAGCCAGAUCCAGAUCCAGGUCUGCGCGCACCAACACCCGCACCCGCAGGCGGGACUCAGGAUACCAUGAGGACGCCAAGGAAAGUCUCAGCUCUAGUUCUCGGAACUCGUUUAUCCUGGGCGGCGGGGAGACGGUGGGCAUCGUUGGCUCGGGGAUGGCGGGGCUUGCUGCAGCUUUCUUGCUUGGGAAUGACAGGCAGAGGAGGUUUGAGGUUGAGCUCUUGGAGGUGCAAGAUGUUCUGUCGCUGGAUUCGGCGAGCUUUGAGCUUCCAAGGUCUACUGAGGCUGAGGCUCAGGCUCUAGAAAUAGGAGGAGGCCUUGCUUAUGACUUUCCUAAAAACGCGAGGAAGGAUGAUCAAGACGAUGACAACGAAAAUGAAGGGAGAAGAGUUGACCUGCCCAUGCGCGCCUUCGCUGCCGGGUACUACGACAACCUCCUGAAGAUGUACAGGUAUCUCGGUGUGGUGUUUGCCUCGCCAAAAUUCGUCUACAGCAUAUCUUUCUCCAAGAACAGCCAAUGCCCUGCUUCCGACUCCAAGAAAGACGACGAAGAAGGAGGGGCCUACUUCAUCCACUCGUCCAACAACCACAUCCUCCCACCUAUCCGACCUGCAGGCAUUACCGGCACAGAGUACUUCUUCGAAAUCCUGUAUCUCCUCUUUUGGUAUUUCUGGUUUACACUCGCCUGCUUCUGGAUACCACCCAAGACGACUCCCCCGCCGAAGAAGGGAAAGAGCAAGGGGAAGAAAAGAAGAAAGUCCAGCGCAAGCGAGACAGAACACGCCCACGACCUCUACAGCAACACCACCGGCACAGGCGAGACCCUGCGCGCGUACCUCUCCCGCGUCAAAAUCCCAACCUACUACACAACCCGGUACUUCCUCCCACUCAUGUCGAGCAUUACAACCUGCACGCACGCCGAACUUCUCGACUUCCCAGCCUCCGACAUCAUCAACUACGCACGCCAAACCCACCGCAAGCCACACUACACUCUAACCCGCGGCGUCAAAGCAGCCGAGAAGCGCCUCUCCGACGGCCUGAACGUGAGAUACAACCACAGAGUCACCAAGGUCGAGACGUUACGGACCGGGCGAGUCCGCGUCCACUUCAUUGCAAACCAAGGGAAGGAGAGCGAGCGCGAAGGCGUGAAGGAGUACGAUCGCGUCAUCAUCGCCACAACGCCCGAUGUCACAGGGAAGAUCUUCAGUCCGCUCUCGCUGGCGAUGAAGGUCAUUCCGACGACGGAGGUGCGCACCGUCGUGCAUCGCGAUCGCAGCCGCGUAGGCAAGACCAGCGCUUACCUGGGUGCCAAUGAGCGUCUGCAAAAGCGCAACAUCAAGACCUUUGAUCAGGAUAAGUCGAUUGCGUCGUCGAAUGGUUCACGGGGCCCAGACGGCUCCUGCGCUUCUGUUCUCACGGCCAUGCAUAUGGUCACUGAGACCGAUGCCUCGGGUACAACGCGCACCGAAUCGAUCCACGAACACCCAGCCAACGUCCUAGUUACCACAUACGCGCUUGAGAAUAGCAUCGCAGAGGACAAGAUCCUGCACAGCGUGCGCUUCACGCGCGUCCUUCGAACAUCUGCAAGCCGCGACGUGGUGAAUUCGCUGUUCUCGUACGCGAAACCGCCCGGCGCGACGGCGUGUAAGGACAAGGAGAAAGGGAAGGACGCCGUCGCCGUUGAAGGGUGGAAGAACGGCGAUGGCAAUGUCUAUGUUGUGGGUGGUUGGUGCUGGGAUGGAAUGGUCCUGCUCGAGGGGUGCGUGGUUUCAGCUGUGAGGGUUGCGAACGAGCUUGGGAUUCAGGCGCCGUGGGAUCAGGAUGAGGAGCAGGAGACUUGGUUUUAG
This is a messenger RNA of Aspergillus mulundensis, 1965 nucleotides long. RefSeq lists its product as uncharacterized. Gene Ontology annotation, molecular function: oxidoreductase activity. The record is from RefSeq and is a predicted model, not a curated record. Lineage: Eukaryota; Fungi; Ascomycota; Eurotiomycetes; Eurotiales; Aspergillaceae. The coding region runs from base 1 to 1965 and encodes 654 amino acids. The transcript has 2 exons.